Molecule: messenger RNA, 1243 nt
Organism: Chara braunii
Lineage: Eukaryota; Viridiplantae; Streptophyta; Charophyceae; Charales; Characeae
Source: the annotation of a GenBank genome assembly
ACUGAAUAGAGGGGUGUCCUUGCUUUUGUCUUAUACAAGAAGUUGGAAGAAGAGGCCUACCAAGAUGCCGGAGGGUGGCAGUAUAUCGGAUGACGCCGGAAGGGUCCUGACCAUCAAGGACCUCAUCGCAGCCCUAGAUCGACAUGAGAAGACCCCGAGUAACGUUCCGAAGGUUGAGACCUUUCAUUUCAAUGGGGAAAGGGUCUCAGAUUGGCUAGAUCUGGUGGAGCAGGCAAUGGUGGGAUUGUCGGAUGAGGUGAAAUUUCAGCGCAUUAUGAGGUACGUGCUCCAUGGGCACCAUCAGGAGGUGCAGAAGGUUGUGGAUGCCGCCAAUGGCAGUUGGGCAAGGUUUAGGGAGAGCAUGCUGCGCAAGUAUCGGUUGGGUGAUAGGUUGCUUACCAUCUCGGACCUUGAGGCGGUGAACAAGGACGACUUUACCACGAUAGGGGCCUUCGUACAAGAGUUUAAGAAGAAGGCAAGGAAAGUCCACGGAAUCUCUGAGGAAAGGCAGUGCGCCAUCUUUUUGGGACUGCUCACUGCGUCAGAGGCAGCCGAAUUGACGAGUCAUGGAGGAGGCAGCGCAAAACUUACUUGGGCCACCAUCGACAGAGGAGUGGAGGAUGGGAGUUUAGACCAGGUAGAGCAGCAUCAGAUGCGCUUGCAAAGAAGGAAAAGGAAGGAGAGAGACGCUACUGCAUCAGGGACCCCGGGAGUAAAGAGGAUCGUCACUGAUGUACUUGCGGUGUUAGGCUACGACCAGGAUGCCGAGGCGCAAAAAAAGGUGGUAGCCGUGGUCCAAGGCCGAGGAAAGGAGGUGGGGGGAUGAGGGCGCUAGGCAGGAGGAUUACAGCGGGGAGGAGACGGGAUCGCAGAUCCUUACCAAGGCCCAACGGAAGCAACGCAAUUUAUUGCUGGGUGGCCAAGGGUUUGGCAAAGGGCAGGUCCCCCAGGCAGUUGCCGCAUCGCGAGCAGCCGCCGUAACCGCGCCCGUAUCGGCAGGGCCGGCACCAAUGGGGCCGCCUCCGGCCUCCCGACAAUGGGUACCGUACUGCCAAGCGGCACCCUGGCCCAGCUGUAGUCAUUGCACCUCGUGUGGAGGGAGCCAAGCCCAUACUGGACAGACGGCUCCGUUCUCAGAUAUAGGCCAUGCAUUUGGCCAUCUCCUCGUCUGCGACGCUCCUGAGGUAAAGCUCCUCCGCAAGAAUGAUGUCGCCUGAAGCUCCAAUCAAUAUCUCAAUACGUC